GGAAAAGUGUUGUUGACAAUCGUCUGUUCUCUAGAUGUUCUCUAAUCAUAAUGGAAAACUUCGGACUCUUUGAUAUUAUUUAUUUCAGCUAAAAUACCUUUGUCGGCUUUGACACCGAUUUAACACCAUCGCCAAUCAAAAUAACUGUGAAAACAAAAUAAGCACAUUGAUGAUGUUACAGUGAAAUAUCUAUAUCAUCAAUAAUUCAUGAAAACAACCGGAUGGACCUGAAAUGUGGAUUGUUUACCCGUUCAUUUCGCUUUUGAAUAAAAGGCUUUUCGAUUAAAAGAAGAUAUAAGCAGCUAAAAGUCGAAAGUUAGACAUCUAACAACGGGCAUCUGUGUGAAUUCAUCUGCUUCAUCAAUAACAGGACUCAGGAGUCAUUAGGUAAAUGAUGUCAGCAUCCUCUCUGCUCUUGCGGUUCAGUUGAUGUCGAAGCCAAACGUCACCCUGGAGGACGAGGAGACAAAGAGAUGCUCAGCUGGGACAGACUCAGAGGGACCACCUAACUUUAACUGUAAUGACACCCCACGAGCCAAACCUGACAGGUUGAAAUUGGAACCAUCCAUCAUUGCUACGGAGACGAGCCCCUCCCCUUCUAGUAAUGGAACCAGCCUGCUGUCAUUGCCAUGGGAGAUAGUGACCCAGAUAGCCUCACACCUCCCGGCACAGUGUGUCAUUAAUGUUCUGCCAAAGGUAUGUCAGAUGUUGGGAAGAGUUGGCGAGGACCGUUUGGUAUGGCAGGUUCGAGCCCACAAACUCUCGGGCCCCGGAGCCUCUUUUCCUGUUGGGCCCAAGGAGGACUUUGAUUGGUCCACUGCCUGCUUGGAAAUGGAGCAGCUGAUUGGCUCCUGGACUGGGCAAGAGGAUCAGUUAGAUGGACGGGAAGAGAGGGGGAUACUUCAUGAAGAACUUGCAGGGGCAGUUGGUGGAGUGAACGGUGAAGUGCAGGAAGCUGGGGGCAAUGUGGAGGAGAUGCAGGUGGAUGUUGAUCUGAAUGGUGAUGGAAUGAGGGUUGACAUGCAAGGAGAUUCCAAGGAACCUCCCAAAAACAUUGGAGAAAGAGAGGAGAGAGUUGAAGAUGGAGCCCAGAAUGACUCUAACAGUCUCCAGCAGUUGGAUUCUGAGGGCACUUCAUCCUCAAGCUCUUCUUCACCCUUGGAACGCAUCAUCCUCCCAUCUGGCCACAUUGCAGAUGUGAAUUGCGUUCUUCUGCUAGGUGGAGAGGGGGCGUUGUGUGCCUCCGGAUCUAGGGACCGAAACGUGAACAUUUGGGAUCUUCGACAGGGUCCCAGAGGUGCGCUAUUGCACACGUUAGGGGCGCCUGGUGUCAUUAGUACCCAUCGGGGCUGGGUGUGGUGUUUGGCAUCGAGUGGACCUCUGCUGGCAUCAGGGUCAUUUGACAGCACCAUCAGGCUCUGGGAUCUUGAAGCAGAAGGAGCGGAGCAGGGACUCAUCAAAUGUAAAGCUGCUGUUUUGUGUCUGGCCUGUGAGAGAGACACGGUGCUGGCUGGGACACAUGAUCAGAAAUUAAGCAUCUUUGACACCCGAGCUGCAGAUCCAUUGGUCAAGAGUCUUCAUCUUCAUAGUGAUGCUGUGUUGUGCCUCACCUCCAAUGACAACUACAUCUUAUCCGGCAGUAAAGACCAAACCAUCGCUCUGUUUGACCGCAGGGCCGGGAAGCUUUUGCAGAAAGUCCAGCUGAACUCCUACCUGCUGUCGCUGUGCUACAGUGGUCGAGAGGUGUGGGCCGGGGAUAACCGUGGACUCGUCCACACCUUCUCCAUGCACAACAGUUCCCUCACACCCAUAUCCCAGUUUAACAUCCACACUUCACUGGUCACAGGUGUACAUUACUCUCCUGGUACUCUGUACACAUGCUCCUCUGACCGCACCAUCAAGAUUCACCUCCCAUGUGCUCCACCCAAGACACUAUGUACACUUCACCAUCAGGCCGGGGUUAAUGGGUUAAGCUUUGAGGCAGGAACGCUGGCCAUCGCUUCUGGUGACAUGAAUGUAGAGGUUUGGAGACCCAGAACCUGAGGAGAAACCACCCAAUCAGUUUGUCAUCUCACAAUGAUGUCAUACUGUACACUUCAAAUCACUACUCUUUAACAUUCUGGGAAUUUAUUGAUGCAUUAUACUUUCAUCUGUUGCUUUAUUAAAAAAGGAAGUUAUGUGGUAGCUGUCUGAUACACUGAGACGUUUAUUGUUUCUUAUGUCUUGAUCCUGCCAUGGAAGAAAUAAUAAAAAAGGGUAAUUCUGAAUGUAGAUCUUGCAAAUGCGACUUUUUCUCGUAAUUGCAGCUUUAUGUUUGGUGAUUACAAGAUAUAAAUAUGAGUAAUUACUAGAUUUAAAGUCGUAAUUAUUACAAUUAUAACUACUAUUAUUAUUUUAUCCCCUUUUCCCCCCAAUUUGGCAUGCCUAAUUCCCAAUGGUUUCUUAUUCCUCUUAUUCAAACGUAGCAAAUAUGAGAAAUAAAUACAUAAUUACGUGAAAUAAAGUCACCAUUUCAAGAAAUAGUCACAAUUACAGAAAAAAGUCACAAAUACGGGACAUAAAGUUGCAAUUUUGAGGUAUAAAAUCACAAUUACAAGAAAUAAAGUUGUGAUUUCAAAAUAUAUAGCAUUGCGAUUUCAAGACAGAACAUCACAAUUUCGAGAAAUAAAGUGCCAAUUACAGAAAUAAAGUCGCAAUUACAGAAUAAAGUCACAAUUAUGGGACAUAAGUCUCAAUUUUGAGAUAUAAAGUCAAUUACUAGAAAUAUAGUUGCGAUUUCGAGAUGUAACAUUGCGAUUUUGAGAUAGAACGUCACAAUUUCGAGAAAUAAAGUCAAAAUUAUGAGCCAUAAAGUCGUGAUAUCUAGAUAUAAUGUUGCAAUUUCGAGAAAUAAAGUCGCAAUUACGGGAAAUGAAGUCAGCAUUUUUAGAAAUAAAGUUGCAACUACAGAAAAUAGUAGCAAUUAUGGGAGUCACGAUUGCGAGAAAACAAGGUCACAAUUACAGGAAACAAAGUCACAAUUACAGGAAAUAAAGUCACAAUUACAGGAAACAAAGUCACAAUUACAGGAAACAAAGUCACAAUUACAGGAAACAAAGUCCAAUUUUUGAGAAACAAAGUCACAAUUACAGGAAAUAAAGUCCAAUUUUUGAGAAAUAGUCACAUUUACAGGAAAUAAAGUCACAAUUACAGGAAACAAAGUCACAAUUACAGGAAACAAAGUCACAAUUACAGGAAAUAAAGUCACAAUUACAGGAAACAAAGUCACAAUUACAGGAAACAAAGUCACAAUUACAGGAAAUAAAGUCACAAUUACAGGAAACAAAGUCACAAUUACAGGAAAUAAAGUCACAAUUACAGGAAAUAAAGUCCAAUUUUUGAGAAACAAAGUCACAAUUACAGGAAAUAAAGUCCAAUUUUUGAGAAAUAGUCACAUUUACAGGAAAUAAAGUCACAUUUUUGAGAAACAAAGUCACAAUUACAGGAAAUAAAGUCACAAUUACAGGAAAUAAAGUCCAAUUUUUGAGAAACAAAGUCACAAUUACAGGAAAUAAAGUCACAAUUACAGAAAAUAAAGUCCAAUUUUUGAGAAAUAGUCACAAUUACAGGAAAUAAAGUCACAUUUUUGAGAAACAAAGUCACAAUUACAGGAAAUAAAGUCACAAUUACAGGAAAUAAAGUCCAAUUUUUGAGAAAUAGUCACAAUUACAGGAAAUAAACUCACAUUUUUGAGAAAUAGUCACAAUUACAGGAAAUAAAGUCACAUUUUUGAGAAACAAAGUCACAAAUACAGGAAAUAAAGUCAAAUGUUUGAGAAAUAAAGUCACAAUUACAGGAAAUAAAGUCACAAUUACAGAAAAUAGUCACAAUUACAGGAAAUAAAGUCAAAUUUUUGAGAAAUAGUCACAAUUACAGGAAAUAAAGUCACAUUUUUGAGAAACAAAGUCACAAAUACAGGAAAUAAAGUCAAAUGUUUGAGAAAUAAAGUCACAAUUACAGGAAAUAAAGUCACAAUUACAGAAAAUAGUCACAAUUACAGGAAAUAAAGUCACAAUUACAGAAAAUAGUCACAAUUACAGGAAAUAAAGUCAAAUUCUUGAGAAAUAGUCACAAUUACAGGAAAUAAAGUCAAAUUCUUGAGAAAUAGUCACAAUUACAGGAAAUAGUCAAUUGUUUUUAGAAACAAAGUCACAAUUACAGGAAAUAAAGUCACAAUUACAGGAAAUAAAGUCAAAUUGUUUAGAAAUGAAGUCACAAUGACAGGAAAUAAAGUCAACAUUUUUAGAAUUAAAGUGAAAUGACAGGAAACGAUAUUACAGUUUUGCAAUAUAAAGUUGCAAUUUCGAGAAAUAAAGUCACAAUUGUAGAAAAAAGUCGCAAUUAGGCGAGUCGCAAUUACAAGAUAUAAACGACAUAAAGUUGCAAUUAUGAGAAAUAGUCACAUUGUGAGAAAUAAAGUUGAGAUAUAAAGUCAGAAUUAACUUUUUUAUUAGAUUUUUUUAUUCCAUGGCGGGAUCAGGGCACUAUAGUUCCUAAAAACACCAAAUCUGACAUUCCUUUUUUCUCAUAAUUCCACGCCAUUCACUGUGAUUGGCGACAGCACAGACAAAGUGCUAACAUUUCAGUGCCUCAUAAACUCAGUAACACCACAACUCUUGUCUUCUCAAACUGGUUUAUUGUGUUUUUAAUCUGACUUUGUGGGAUCACAAAGUUAUUUCUUGAAAGCUUAAAAAGAUGAAGACUGAAGAUUUUGUUAGAAUUAAUCAUAUACUUGAGAACACAACGCGACAAAUAGAAAAGCACAUCUAUUGUAAAAUACAGUAAAAUAGUUACAUGGGUACAAGAACAAGACCAUUUGUAAAAAAAAAAAAAAAAUAUACAAAUCACACCAGAAAUAACACUGUUAUCUUUCAAAGUUCAUUUGGAAGUAAAUUGUGUUUACAAAUGUGCCACCAUGCUUUCAAAAUGUACUAUAUGAUGCUCUAUAAGUGGACAUUUUAAGAACCUAACAAAUUAAAUACUAAAUAGCCUAAUUUAAAGCAUACAUAUUUAUUAUUAUUAUUAUUAUUAAUUAUUUAUAACUAAUGCAGAGAUAUUGCUGAUGUAUUGUUUUGUGACUGACUGAACAUCCUGUGAUCAAAAGUCAAUGUUGAUUAAAUGCCUAUUUUGUUUCUUUUUAAAUGCUUUAUGAAUGUACAUUUUGAUCAUUAAAAUGUAAUGUAACACUGCAAAUAAAAAUGUCUCUUUGGGAAGCAAGACCAGCUUGGUAAAAGUCCAGCUUGGUAAAAUUC
Messenger RNA from Myxocyprinus asiaticus (Chinese sucker), 5291 nucleotides. RefSeq names its product F-box and WD repeat domain containing 9 (gene fbxw9). The record is from RefSeq and is a predicted model, not a curated record. Lineage: Eukaryota; Metazoa; Chordata; Actinopteri; Cypriniformes; Catostomidae. Bases 430 to 2043 code for a protein of 537 amino acids. The transcript is spliced from 9 exons. Gene Ontology annotation, molecular function: protein binding.